AUGGAUACUAAAAAUGCAACAAUGCUGACAAAGUUUGUUCUCACAGGAAUCACAUAUCAACCAGAGUGGCAAAUACCUCUGUUUCUGAUGUUCUUGGUGAUAUAUCUCAUCACUCUUGUGGGAAACCUUGGACUAACUGCUCUUAUCUAUAAUGACCCUCACCUUCACAUUCCCAUGUACUUUCUCCUUGGAAGUUUAGCCUUUGUGGAUGCUUGGAUAUCAUCUACAGUGACCCCAAAGAUGCUGGUUAACUUCCUAGCCAAGAGUAAAACCAUAACUCUCUCUGAAUGUGUGACACAAUUGUUUUCUUUUGCAUUCGGUGCCACCACAGAAUGUUUUCUCUUGGCAACAAUGGCAUAUGAUCGCUACGUAGCCAUAUGCAAACCAUUACUUUAUCCAGUGAUUAUGACCUACAGACUUUGCACCUGGCUGUUAGUUUCAUCAUUUGUAGGUGGAUUUAUCCAUGCUAUAGUUCAUAUAGGAUUUUUAUUCAGAUUAACCUUUUGUAAUUCUAACAUAAUAUAUCACUUUUACUGUGACAUCAUGCCAUUGUUUAAGAUUUCCUGUACUGACCCUACAAUUAAUAUUCUGAUGAUUUUUAUUUUCUCUGGUUCAAUACAGGUAUUUACCAUUCUGAUUGUUCUGGUCUCUUACACACUUAUUCUCUUUAUGAUCUUAAAAAAGAAGUCUCUACAAGGCAUAAAAAAAGCCUUCUCCACCUGUGGAGCCCAUCUCUUAUCUGUGUCUUUAUACUAUGGCCCUCUUCUCUUCAUGUAUGUGCACCCUGGGUCUGCACAAUCACAUGAUCAAGAUAUGAUGGACUCUCUAUUUUACACCGUCAUAAUUCCUUUGUUAAAUCCAAUUAUCUAUAGCCUAAGAAAUAAGAAAGUCAUAGAUUCACUACAAAAAAUGUUAAAAAGAAAUGUUUAG
Molecule: messenger RNA, 930 nt
Organism: Suricata suricatta (meerkat)
Lineage: Eukaryota; Metazoa; Chordata; Mammalia; Carnivora; Herpestidae
Product: olfactory receptor 5H2-like
Exons: 1
Coding region: 1-930 (309 amino acids)
Biological process (GO): G protein-coupled receptor signaling pathway; sensory perception of smell
Cellular component (GO): membrane
Molecular function (GO): G protein-coupled receptor activity; odorant binding; olfactory receptor activity
Source: RefSeq, a predicted model, not a curated record